This is a messenger RNA of Neltuma alba, 888 nucleotides long. RefSeq names its product adenine phosphoribosyltransferase 3-like. Gene Ontology annotation, cellular component: cytosol; cytoplasm. Gene Ontology annotation, biological process: adenine salvage. Bases 7 to 612 code for a protein of 201 amino acids. The transcript has 6 exons. Gene Ontology annotation, molecular function: adenine phosphoribosyltransferase activity. The record is from RefSeq and is a predicted model, not a curated record. NCBI's taxonomy places the organism in Eukaryota, Viridiplantae, Streptophyta, Magnoliopsida, Fabales, Fabaceae.
CUCACAAUGUCUGCUCAUGACAAAGAGGAGGAUCCCCGAAUCGAAGGCAUCAAGUCUACGAUUCACAUCAUCCGCGAUUUCCCCAAACCCGGUGGUGAGUUUUUGGACGUCAAUACUCUCUUGCUGAAUCCAAAAGCAUUCAAAGACGCCAUCGACCUGUUCGUGGAACAAUAUAAAGGCAAACAUAUUUCUGUCGUUGCAGGAGUAGAAGCAAGGGGAUUCAUAUUUGGGGCUCCUAUAGCGCUGGGAAUAGGAGCCAAGUUUGUGACUUUAAGGAAACCAAACAAGCUGCCAGGCAAAGUGAUGAGGACAGAGUAUUCUUUGGAGUACGGGAAUGACUGUCUGGAAACUCAAGUCGGAGUAAUUAAUGAUGGCGAGCUUGCUUUGCUUGUUGACGACGUCAUUGCCACUGGUGGUACCCUUUGUGCAGCUAUCAACUUAUUAGAACGUAAUGGAGCACAAGUUGUUGAAUGUGCUUGCGUGUUUGGGAUACGACAAUUAAAGGGUCACCAGCGAUUGAAUGAGCUGGGGAAGCCCCUGUUUGUGCUGAUGGAUGGCGAAGGCGCAUGCGAAUUGAUCCCAAAAGGGAAAAAGAUUGCAGCUGUAAUAUAACUGCUGAAAAACAAAGAUCAUUUUGGUCCUAUGAGUGCUUCACAUGCUGCUGGGGAAUGUGUGGCCUGGUCGUCGUUAACAUUUUGUCUCCUCUAUCAGCGACCAAACAGUGAUCCAAUUGAAACACUUCCGCACUUGGUGUUCCAGAAAGCUGCCUUACUUGUUACAGCUAAUCAAAUUAACGGUUGUAUUAAUUUCCUUCCUAUGAUAGGUGAAGUCAUGUAACUGUUACCUACAUAUUAUAAAUAAGAAGUUGGUAAGCUUCAAUUUUUAAAA